This is a messenger RNA of Melospiza georgiana, 1023 nucleotides long. RefSeq names its product gastrulation brain homeobox 2 (gene GBX2). The record is from RefSeq and is a predicted model, not a curated record. Gene Ontology annotation, molecular function: DNA-binding transcription factor activity, RNA polymerase II-specific; RNA polymerase II transcription regulatory region sequence-specific DNA binding. Gene Ontology annotation, biological process: regulation of transcription by RNA polymerase II; regulation of nervous system development. Gene Ontology annotation, cellular component: nucleus. The transcript is spliced from 2 exons. NCBI's taxonomy places the organism in Eukaryota, Metazoa, Chordata, Aves, Passeriformes, Passerellidae. Bases 1 to 1023 code for a protein of 340 amino acids.
AUGAGCGCGGCUUUCCAGCCCUCGCUGAUGAUGAUGCAGCGCCCGCUGGGAAGCAGCACGGCCUUCAGCAUCGACUCCCUGAUCGGCAGCCCCCCGCCGCCCGCCCCCGGGCACUUCGUGUACACCGGCUACCCCAUGUUCAUGCCCUACCGGCCCGUGGUGUUGCCGCCGCCGCCGCCGCCGCCGCCCGCGCUGCCGCCCGCGCUGCCGCCCGCGCACCCGCAGCACCACCCGCUGCCCAGCCUGCCCUCCGGCUUCUGCUCCAGCCUGGCGCAGGGCAUGGCGCUCACCUCCACGCUCAUGGCCACGCUGCCCGGCACCUUCCCCGCGUCCCCGCAGCACCAGGAGGCCGCCAGGAAGUUCGCGCCGCCGCCGGGCAACUUCGAGAAAGCCGAGGGCAUCCCCCCGGACGGCGGAGGCGACGACGGGAAAGCUUUCCUGGGCAAGGACGGAGCGCUGCUGCCCUUCCCCGCCGCCGACGCCGUGCAGGCUUCCCUCGCCGGGGCUCUCCGCGGCCAGGGCAAGGAGGACGCCAAGGCGGAGGAGGAGGCGAAAGGCAAGGAGGAAAGUUUCUCCAUGGACAGCGAUCUCGAUUACAGCUCGGACGACAACAUCGCCGGGCAGGCGGCUCACAAGGAGGAGGACUCGGGCGCGGCGCUGGAGGAGAGCCCGCAGAGCGCGCCCGGCUCCGGCAGCACCACGGCCACGGGCAAGAACCGGCGGCGGCGAACAGCCUUCACCAGCGAGCAGCUGCUGGAGCUGGAGAAGGAGUUCCACUGCAAAAAGUACCUGUCCCUCACCGAGCGCUCCCAGAUCGCGCACGCCCUCAAACUCAGCGAGGUGCAGGUGAAAAUCUGGUUCCAGAACAGGCGGGCCAAGUGGAAACGGGUCAAGGCGGGCAACGCCAACUCCAAGACGGGGGAGCCCUCGCGGAACCCCAAGAUCGUGGUGCCCAUCCCGGUGCACGUCAGCAGGUUCGCCAUCAGGAGUCAGCACCAGCAGCUGGAGCAAGCCCGACCCUGA